AUGACGUCAAGCGAAGCCUCCGGUACUUCCUCGAGUGGUGUCGUUGUAAAUUCCGGCGAACCCUGGGCAACCGCGACGAUGUUCGACACGUCGGCGGUACCGAUUUUCACGGGACAAAACUACUCCGCGUGGAAGUUUAAGUUCCAAGUGCUCAUGAUGGAGCGGGGACUUUGGGGUCUCUUCGAUGGAACGGAGAAAAAGCCGACGGACAACGAGAGCGGCAUCGCGGCAUGGAAGAAGAAGGACCAAAAGGCGUUCGCUACGCUAAUCUCGCGGAUUGGCAUGAACCUCGUGAGCUCAGUGCGCACGUGCAUCAAGCUCGAAGCGUCGGCGCAUGAAGUGUGGAAGCGGCUCGAGACGAUGCACGUGAACAAGACCCUCCACGGCAAGAUCCUAGCCCGGAACGCGUUCUACACGGUGAAGUUGCGCGCGGGCGAAUCGAUGCACGAGUAUGCGACUCGUGUGGAGGAACUCGGGGAAACAUUCAAGGACCUUGGUGGAACGGUCACCGAGGAGGAUUGGAUUCUCACUUUGCUUUGCGGCCUUCUGGAAGAGUGGUCGACGGUGAUUACGACACUCGAUAGCGUGCAAGGCACUUGGACGAAGGAAAUGGUGGUCGGUCGGCUUCUCCAUGAGGAAUCACGUCGCCGACAAUUCGCGAAUGAGAGCGUGGAGUCCGCCAUGUACUCCGGAGGGAGUUCCGGAAAGAAUUCCAAGUGGAGCAAGGGUGCGACGAAUGAAUCGUCCGGUGGGAGCGGGCAUCGCGGCAAGUGUCACUAUUGCCGCAAACCGAAACACUUUUGGCGUGAGUGUCGGAAGCGGCCGAGCAAUUGGACUUUAUCGAAGGCGCGGGACGAAGAGGGCAACGCGCACACGGCAUCCGGCGAGGCCGAUGAUUCAAAGGAGUCGCUCAUGUUAGUGGCCGGCAACGGGAACGAAACUCCAAGCGACGCGUGGUUCCUCGAUACUGGCGCAACGCAACACAUGACGCACUCGGCGUCACUCCUCAACAACAUUGGCGCUCUGGGAGAUGUCACGAGCAUCGUGUUCGGAAACAACGAAUCGCUUCCGGUGGUUGGAGUUGGGAGUAUGCGCCUCAUCGUCGAUAGCGGACCGGUGGACGUCACGAACGUGCUUCACGUCCCGGGGGUGAAGGUGAACCUUCUAUCCGUCCCACAACUCGCGAAGAAGGGAGUGAUCGCCAACAUCGACGGUGCGAAGAUGAACCUCUUUUGGAAGGGGGAGCAAUUCGCGCAAGGUGUUCUCAACGGAGACAUCUACCAACUCAAGACGUACCCGAGAGCGGCUUCAUCCAACAUGGCUUCAUCCAACGUGGCUUCAUCCAACGUGGCUUCAUCCAACGUGGCGCAAGGUUCCAAUGCGACUCUCAAGGCGUGGCAUAAUCGGCUUGCGCACGCCAACUACGACUCGGUCAAGUGUUGGUCAACAAAGGACUCGCGAAGGGAGUCGACGUGA
Closterium sp. Yama58-4 is the source of this 1476-nucleotide messenger RNA. The record is from the annotation of a GenBank genome assembly. Lineage: Eukaryota; Viridiplantae; Streptophyta; Zygnematophyceae; Desmidiales; Closteriaceae.